This is a messenger RNA of Impatiens glandulifera, 1566 nucleotides long. Its product is annotated as DELLA protein GAI1-like. Gene Ontology annotation, cellular component: nucleus. Gene Ontology annotation, biological process: regulation of DNA-templated transcription. Gene Ontology annotation, molecular function: DNA-binding transcription factor activity; sequence-specific DNA binding. The record is from RefSeq and is a predicted model, not a curated record. NCBI's taxonomy places the organism in Eukaryota, Viridiplantae, Streptophyta, Magnoliopsida, Ericales, Balsaminaceae. The transcript has a single exon. Bases 1 to 1566 code for a protein of 521 amino acids.
AUGGAUGAGAAUUUCACUUUUGGGCAACCAACAAUGUUUGAUCCCAUGGAUCAUUAUAAGUUUUCUGCAGAUAGCAUGCAAUUAGCAGAGAAGGGUGGAAUAGUAAAUGAUCAACAAGAACUCUCCUCCUUCGAUUUGGGAAUUCUCGACGAUGAUUAUUUUCUUAAUAAGGUCUCUCCGCCUUCAUUUGGAAUUCUAAAUAACUAUGGCGGUGGUGGAUUUCGAAGGAUAAAAAAGAUUCCAACAUCUAAUCAUGAAAAGAAUACUCUUCUAUGCAGCAAAGGAAAAUCAAAAUCAACUGAAGAGAUCAUAAGAUUGGCGGGGGAGAGAUUUCUUCAUUCGUCCUCGUCUCAAAUAAUCGAAGAUCUUAGCUUGUUAAGUCAUCAUCCAUAUGGAAGUUCAUUCUUUGAACUCUCUUCCGAUGAGAUUAAAGAUGUUGAACUAAUUCAUAACCUUCUAGCUUCGGCAGAGAAAGUUGGUCAACAACAAUUCGACCGUGCGAGGAAACUACUCGAUCAGUUCGAUCAUUUGUGUUCGGGUGAAGCAAAUCCAGUUCAAAGAAUAGCCCAUUACUUCUCCAAAGCUCUUCUUCACAAGAUUGAUUGUGAAACAGGGAGAAUUGGAUCAAAAAAGUCGAUUCUUCUCAAUUUGGAUGAAGUUUCAAUGAGUACCAAACCGGCUGUUAUAGCGUUUCAUCAAGACGUUCCAUUCUCGCAAGUUCUCCAAUUUGCGGGAAUGCAAGCCAUCAUAGAAAACAUGUCUAAUGCCAAAAGGGUUCAUGUAAUUGAGCUCGGGAUAAGGAGUGGCGUGCAAUUAACCGUUUUGAUGCAAGCCUUCGCAGCCAGAGUCGAGCCCCGGGUCGAGCUUCUCAAGAUAACUGCUGUCAGCACCAAACCGAAGUCAGAGAUUGAAGGUGUAGGUAAGUGGCUUACUGGCUUCGCUGAAUCGUUCAGUUUACCAUUUCGUUUCAAUGUUGUCACGGUUUCUGACAUGUUUGAUCUCACCGAGGAUCUAUUUGAGGUUGACGACGAGGAAUCAGUGGCGGUUCAUUCGCCCUUUUUCCUAUGGUCGAUGAUAGGGAGGCCAGACCGUCUUCAGAACCUGAUGAAAGUGGUGUCGAGUUUGAACCCUUGUGUAAUGUUGGUUAAUGAGGUGGAGGGAAAUCUUAACUCCCCUGUUUUUGUCAACCGUUUUGUGGAAAGUUUGUUCUAUUAUGGUGCACUUUUCGAUAGUCUAGGAGAUUGUAUGAGCCAGAACGGUGAGAAUAGAUUGGUGAUGGAAUCAGAGUACUUUGGGAAGGCGAUAUGGAAUAUUGUGGUGGCGGAAGGAGAUGAACGAGUGAUUAGACAUGUGAAUUUGAAUGUUUGGAGGGCGUUUUUUAGUCGGUUUGGAAUGGAGGAGAUGGAGCUUAGUAUGGCGUCUCUUUAUCAAGCGAAUUUGGUGGUAAAGAAAUUUGAUUGUGGGAGUUCUUGCACGCUUGAUUUAGAUGGGAAGUGCUUGAUCGCGGGUUGGAAAGGAACACCGAUGCAUUCGCUUUCGGUAUGGAAGUUCGGAUUAGAUAACUAA